CUCCACCUCAUCAAAGCGGUUACAAAUCCCUUAGGAGGGGUUUGUUAGGAGCCCCGCUACUCGCGAGCGAAGAUUAUUGAUACAUACUAAAACAAUUUAUUAUUAAGUAUAUUGUUAAUAAUUGCUGCACUUAUGAAUAAACCUUUGUUGAUACUAAGUCCUUUUCUCCAUUUCUUAUACAUUUCUAUAAAUAUAGUUGCAAUCGCAAUCAAUUUUGAAGAAUUUCUUAAUUAUUUUCUCUUGCAUUAUUAUCAUCUCAUCCAUUUGAGCAAGGGAAUUAUAGUGCUAAAUUUUACAUCCAAUUUAUAAAUUUUUAUAGGCGAUAUAUAAUGUCAUUUGUUAGCGAUAUUGAUAAACCAAGUAACGUUCAUGUUGAAGAUAUUGAACGUGGGGAAAAAGCUUCUGUUCAGGAACUUGACCCAGAACACCAUGACUAUCUUAUGAAAAGACAUGGUACUGUUGAUUUAGAUCCUUUACCUUCAAGUGAUCCUUUGGAUCCACUCAACUGGCCAGAUUGGAAAAAGAAUUUCCAAAUAUUAUUGAUUGCUUUGCAAACUUUCAGUGCUACAUUUAUGGCUGCUGGUCUUACUCCUGCUUUUCAGCCUAUGGCUGAAGUAUAUGGAAUUAGUGUUCCUAAGGCAUCUUAUUUCACUUCUGCACAAAUUGCUGCUUUUGGUGUUAUGCCACUUUUAUGGGUUCCAUUAAUGAAUUAUUAUGGUAGAAAUCCGUUUUUAAUUACUUCUAGUUUACUCUGUGCUUGUUUGAACAUUGCUGGGGGUUUCUGCAAAACUUUUGCUCAACAAAUGGCUACAAGAGUAUUAGUUGGUAUUUUUAUUUCAACUGCUUUUGCUGCUGGAGCUUCCUUUGUUGCCGACUUAGCCUUCAGUCACGAAAGAGGUAAGAAAAAUGGUUGGUGGUCAUUAGCUCUUGUUGUUGGAACUCCAGGUGGUCCAUUUGUUUGUGGAUUUGUCCAACAACAUGCUGGUACAAAGUGGGUUUACUUUGUCUUUGCUAUUUUAAAUUUUGUUCAAUUUAUUCUUUGGCUAUUUGCCGACGAAACUGUCUAUUUUAGACAUGGUCCACAACCAGAACAGAAAGGAUUCUUUAGAUUCUUGGGACUUAAGAAAAACCCAGGUAAGCCUUUGGCUUUGAAUGUAUUUUGGAGACCAUUCAAACUUGUUACAAAUUUCAAUGUGUGUAUGGCUGUCAUUGCUGCAUCUAUUGCUUUCUGUUAUGCUAAUAUCGUUCUCGUGGUUGAAUUACCACAAGCUAUGGGUAUAUUGUUUGAAUUGGAUGCACAACAACUUAGUUACCAGUAUAUUGCUCUUAUAAUUGGUUCAGUCAUUGGUGAGUUAUUGGCAGGUCACCUUUCGGAUUGGUGGAUGAAGAGAUGUAUUGCCAAGAGAGGGGGACAGAGAGUUAUUGUUGAUAGAUUGUGGAUUUCUUACAAUGGAUUCGUUUGCAUUGUUGUUGGAUUGAUCGUUUGGGGUGUUUAUUUAUACAAAGCUGAACCUGGUCACUGGAAAAUAAGUCCAUUAAUCGGUGGUGCUGUUGCCGCAGCAGGCAACAAUAUUAUUGCAACUGUUCUUGUUGCUUUUGCUAUCGACAGUGCUGCAGACAAAGCACCAGAUGUAGGUUUGUAUUUAAAUUUCGUCAGAUCAAUUUAUGGUUUCCUUGGACCAUUUUACUUCCCAAAGAUGUUUGAUAACCUUAACUUUGCAGGUUCUGCAGGUUUAAUGUCAGCUCUUGUAGUGGUAUUUGGUGCUGGCCCAAUGAUCCUUGUUCAUAUUCGCGGUUCUAGAAGAGCUUAAGAGUUACAAAAUAGAAGGUAAUUACAAUUUAUGAUGAAAAUUUAACGACGGUAAGACAAAUGACUCUCGCUAGUCUAUCUUAUAUAUAAAUAUAUGAUUAUACUUUAAGUUAUUAUUCAAG
Molecule: messenger RNA, 1932 nt
Organism: Scheffersomyces amazonensis
Lineage: Eukaryota; Fungi; Ascomycota; Pichiomycetes; Serinales; Debaryomycetaceae
Product: major facilitator superfamily domain-containing protein
Exons: 1
Coding region: 330-1811 (493 amino acids)
Biological process (GO): transmembrane transport
Cellular component (GO): plasma membrane
Molecular function (GO): transmembrane transporter activity
Source: RefSeq, a predicted model, not a curated record